Molecule: messenger RNA, 1539 nt
Organism: Gadus chalcogrammus (walleye pollock)
Lineage: Eukaryota; Metazoa; Chordata; Actinopteri; Gadiformes; Gadidae
Gene: dusp2
Product: dual specificity phosphatase 2
Exons: 4
Coding region: 273-1226 (317 amino acids)
Biological process (GO): endoderm formation; negative regulation of MAPK cascade; protein dephosphorylation
Cellular component (GO): cytoplasm; nucleus
Molecular function (GO): MAP kinase tyrosine/serine/threonine phosphatase activity; protein tyrosine/threonine phosphatase activity
Source: RefSeq, a predicted model, not a curated record
AUACCCGCCCAUUACCCAGCUGUUAUCAAUGAAAGAAGCGAAACGCUCAUUUUAGGCUAGGUUUAUUCAAGCUGACAAGAAACUCAAACAAAUAAAGAAAAGUACACUUAAGGUUAGAGUGGGCCUUAUUUUCUUUGAUCAGUGUUUGAAAGAGUCAAUCAAACAGUUGACUGACUUUUAAGGACCGUUUUAUUUUGGUUUAUUUUCCAAUUUUUCAUAAUAGGCCAAUAUAGCUUGCUUUAUAUUUUGCAGGUUUAUUCUAUAUUUCCGUCAUGAUUUCAAACAAUGAGCCGUGGGAAAUAACAGGCAACGAACUGCUUCCAAUUCUCAGAAGUUCGGAGCAGUUUUCUUCUGAGGGCUGCAUGGUGCUUGACUGCAGACCGUUCCUUGCCUUCUCCAAAGCGCACAUACGACAGUCCAGUAAUGUCCACUGGAACUCGCUGCUGCGCCGGCGGUCCAAGAGCUCCGUUGUCUGCCUGGAGUGGUUGAUAGCGGACAAGACGCUUGCCGGAAAGUUACGCCGCGGGGAAUUCUCGCCGGUAGUGGUGGUAGAUGACAACAGCCACCUCAUGGCACAACUGAAGCACGAAAGCCUAGCCAACAUGUUGCUGAGUGCACUAAGAGCAGAGGUCCCGAGAAGCUCUGUGCAGAUAUGUUUCCUAAAAGGUGGAUUUGCGACUUUCGCUGAGGCUUAUCCCGAGCUGUGUUCCACCUCCCCUGGAAGCGGGCCCCCCGCAGCGGAUUCAGAACCCACGGCGCCAGAGCGGAAGACUCCCUCGUAUGAUCAGGAGGGUCCGGUGGAGCUGCUGCCCUUCCUGUUUUUGGGCAGCGCCCUGCACUCAUCUCGCAGGGAGGCGCUGGCGGCGGCGGGCAUCACGGCCGUGCUGAACGUGUCGUCCACCUGCCCCAGCCUGUACGAGGGGGAGCUGCGGUACCUGCGGCUCAACGUGGAGGACAGCCUGCUCACAGACAUCCGGGCCUGCUUCUCACAGGCCAUCGCCUUCAUAGACUCUGUGAAGGAGCAGGGAGGCCGUGUGCUGGUGCAUUGCCAGGCGGGAAUCUCCCGCUCCGCCACCAUCUGUCUGGCCUACCUCAUGCACGCCCGCCAAGUGCGCCUGCAGGAGGCCUACGACUUUGUGCAGCAGCGGCGGCGCGUCAUCUCUCCAAACCUGGCCUUCAUGGGCCAGCUGCUGCAGUUUGAGACCGACGUCCUCUGUCGUGGCUGAGGCGAUGGGGGGGCGGGGUGUCUGUGUGUGUCCUGUUGGGUUGUACAGAAAUGGUUGAUUUCCAUGCCUGCUUUGUUUUCCCUAAGGGGCUCACGCAGUUGGAAAAGCCGCUUAUGUGGAUGUUGCCACAUAGUAGGUGGACGUGGGGGCCUACUUUUCUCAAGGCCUGUAGCAACCAUUAGAUGACGGAGAACUGCUGAUGAUGUUGGCCUAUUGCAGUGUGAACCGCAUUGAAGUCAUGGGACUCUGAGCCAGAGGGGAAAUUAUGUUAUUUCUAUAGAAAUUGAGCUCUCUCUCGCUCUCUCUCGCUCUC